Molecule: messenger RNA, 9362 nt
Organism: Caenorhabditis angaria
Lineage: Eukaryota; Metazoa; Nematoda; Chromadorea; Rhabditida; Rhabditidae
Source: the annotation of a GenBank genome assembly
AUGUGUAACUAUACCAUUGUCUGGUCUACCACCGAUACCGACCUUUACUGGGUUCACGGAAAGAAUGGGACAGGGGAUGAGCUAGUUGGGACCGCACAGAAUCAAGAAAAUAUUUGGGUCCAAGUCAGUCGAAACGAAUCGGUAAGCAAAUGAAUAAAUUGUUAUCAGAACAAACUAUUUCCAGAACUUGAGCAUUUUCAACUUCACAUGCUCUGCUUCCCCCGAAAUUCUCAUUGUUGGUUGUUCAAUAACAAACAACACUGAUUUACUGGCAGAUUUCUGUUUGGAAUAUAACAAUACUUCACCUUUCAACGCGAGUUAUACAGAGGUUAUACAUGUUCGUAACAGUGCAGAUUUGCCGUGUGUUUCACCUCAAAAAUCAGCAACAUGGUGAGUUAGACCAAAUAGGAAAAAUAUUUGAGAUAAAAAUACACUUUAGUGUUGGCAACAUACAUUGGUGGGAUAUGAACACACUUACAACGACACCAAAACCAAUCAGCACAAGUGCACAAAUUCAAACCACUGAGCCAGGCAAUUUAAAUAAAGAAUAUAAUUAUAUUGUGGACUUCAUAUUUUACGAUAACUAUAUACGAAACAUCCAAAUAAAUGCAUCUAUCAAUGUGACCAAUGAGCCCAAAUGUGAUUAUUCAUUUGAUUUGUUUAACAAUGAAUAUGAUGAUAAUUACUUGCUUUAUUGGAACCAUGGAGGAGAUUGGCAGGAUGGCACCGCAAUGGACCAAGAAAAUAUUUGGUUAGAAGUAAGACGGAACACUUCGGUAAGUGAAACAAACCCAAAAUGUCCAAAAAAUACGUAUAUUCGAUAAAGACCCUGACUAUUUCCAACUUCACAUGUUCUGCUAUCCCUCAAAUUGUAACUGUUGGUUGUUCAUUAACAAACAACACCGAUUUUCUGGAAGGACGAUGUUUGGAAUAUAACAGCACCUCACCAUUCGAUGGUUAUACUAAUGUUAUAAACGCUCGAAAAACUAUCGAUUCAUCGUGUAGCUCACCUAAUAAAUCAGCAAAGUGGUAAGGUUUAUUGUGAUUCAAAUAGCACGGUGGACUUAUUUCCAGUGUGGGAAGCAUGCAUUGGUGGGAUAUGGCACCAACGCCAACCUCUUCGCCUCUUCAAGAUCUAGCCAACCAAGGUGUCGGUCUCAAUAACGUUACCCAAGUUCUCAACACCACUUUAGGAUAUUCACAAAUGGCGUCGAAUCUGAGUUCCAAUGAUAUUAUGGACAUCACAACUAUUCUGAAGAAUAGUGCCAGUUUGCAAGGUAUCACUGCCGAGAAUUCCGUGCAAAUCUUAUCAAACAUCGAUAGUGUGAUGAAUGCCGGGGAAGAUCAAUUGAAAAACUCUACCAACAAUUUGCUAAAUAUUUUUGGUACAAUGGUGCAUAAUACAAAUGACACCAAAGUGGAGUAUUUAAAGGGGCAGAAUUUGGGAUUCAGCUCGAAGAAGAUUGAUUGCUCUAACUUGAGUACAGAUGACGGAUUGAUCGAUAUGGGAAAUGUUUUUGAAACAAUAAAUUCUACUUCACAUAUUGAAUCAACGAAGAAUAGUGGGGUAAUAGUCCCGUUGAGUGAUUUAUGUCAAAAUACACAACGUGAGUUUCAGCUAAAUCAGAUCAUCUCCUGAAUAUGUUUCUUCCAGUAACUCAUAUCUUCUUCACAAUAUACCGUGAUCGAAAAUUGUUCAGCCCUCGACGACCUCAUAGAACUUAUGGAAACCAAGAUGAUAUUCAACCCGUGCAAGAUCUAGAUGAGAAUGCUCUAUCUAAAUGUUCUCCCCAAAUUUCAGUAACUGCAGAUGUUCCAGUUGUCACUGCCACUAUUUUAAAUGAUCGUGUAGAAGUGUCUAGAAUAGCUCGAGAUGGAAUAAUGGCUAACGUGCAAUUCAACAUCGAAAAUAUACCAAAUCCUCUUCACGGGAAGUUCCAGGUCACCUGGUGGAACACUUCGUCAAAUCAAUGGGCUAGUGAUCAAUAUUGCACAAUCACUCAGAGAACAGAUAAAUUGAUCUUGGCACAAUGCCCACAUCUCACUGAUUUUACAGUAAUCGUUGAUGGGAGUCUCAACGAUCAGAUUGUAUGUGACGAAGCCCUUUCAAUAACUGGCUAUAUCGUCAAUUCAUUUUCUGUUUUAUCACUUUUAUUUUUAACAACAAUAUCAAUACUUGUUUUGUGAGUCAUAACAAUUUUACUUUACAACCAUCAAAGUUCAUUAUUCAGCGUUCCCAGUGAGGCUGUCAGAAAUGUUCUGGUGAUUAUUCGCGGUGAAAAACGUAGCGGUGAUUUACUAUUUGUCACGUAUUAUGCAUCACUUCUACUCUUCUACCUAAUGUUUUUAAGUUUUGUACACGAUAAUGACUAUAGCACAACAGGAUGUGUUGUAAUCGCGGUGUUUAUGUACUUUUUCAUUUUAAGGUUCGUGUCAACUAUACAGGGUGACCCAUAAGUAUACGACCAGGUCUGGGAGUUUUUCCCCGGCACCGACCGUGAAACAUGAAAUGGGUAUUUUACGGUUUCAAAAACCCUUGAAAAAUGUUAUGUUUUUGUGAAGAAUUCAUUCCUGCAUACAUUUAGUGAAGUUUUUUUUAAACCGUAAAAAUCAAAAAUUCCCGGAUCGUAUACGUAUCGACCACCCUGUAUAUAAGAAAAAAGAGAUUUUUCAGCGCAAUAAUGCUCAAUAUCAUUCAAGGAAUCCGAAUAAUCCACACCUUCCUACCCUUCAAAAUCUACAAGUUCUUCUCUAUAAUGGUAUCACCCCCGGCAGCUCUAACAAUCUCAUUCGGCAUCCCAGCUAUACUAUGCACCCUGCUAGCCACUCUCAACACCUCAUUCUUCGUGCGAAAUGACUCAUUCUGCUGGAUUCGUCCCGAUUACAUAAUCAAUGGUAUCAUAGUACCAGUGUCGAUUUUAUUACUAAACACCGCUAUUUGCACAUCAUUCGCCGCCUAUAAAAUGUUCUUUUUCUCAAACCGCUGUUCCGAUCAGGUAGAGCAUUUUGAUGGCGAGUUUUGGUCGAAAAUUGUGUACAUUGUUUUGACGGAAUUAUUUCUCGGUGCACCGUGGGUAAGUCAAAAAUAAAUACCUGAUAAGCAAAACAUUUUUAAGAUUCUUCAAUAUUUGACCCUUGCCUGGCCCACAGCAACCUUCUGGAAUUAUCUUUUCACAAUUGUCUUAGGAUCGCAGGGCUCAAUAUUAUUGCUCAUAUUCCUUUUCCAACGCAUGAAAGUUUCCGGCUCCAAAACGUCUUCCGAAGCCACAAAAACGUCUAAAUAAACAUCAUCAUACCCCCUCCUUUUUGUCACCGCCUACAUUUUUACGAGGUUUGCUAUCAUUCCCCUUAUCAAAUUCCCCCCAAAAAAUUUCCAAAUAAUCGGUUUAUGUGCUUCUCAUGUGCUCAUGGUCUAUAAGAUUCCUAAUUUUAAUUAUCAUCUGCCUAAUUAGUAAAAAAAUCGAUUGUGGUCCCAAUGACUAUACAUAUUCGUUCAAAUUAUCCGAGACGGAUUUGAGUAAUUUCACCAAUUUUUACUCGAUAAGUGUUGUGAUUUAUGUGAACUAUCUGCCAAAUGGGAUAGGUCAAUUUAAGACAAAUGUCUAUAAUUUGUCACCAUUGCAUUUUUCAAUGUUUGCAAAUGAUGAAAAGUGAGUCAGCUUCACAUUUUUCCAAAAAAAAAUUCUUCAAAAAAAUUUUUUUUUCCUCAGUUGCGGCAUAUUGUCGCGUGUUUGUACCUUCAAUUUACAAAAGGGCGAAACCCUGCAAAUAAAAAUCGUUAAAAUCGAUCAGGUGAGCGAGUGCUAUGACGUGGCAAUAUUCAAAUAUGUAUGUUCUAGGCAACCAAACUUCUCACGUUCCUCUAUAUCGAUCAAAAUCAGGAGCCGCAAAUCAAUGCGGGCAAGUGUCCAGUGACGUUUCCAGGGUUAGACCCGGUGAGAAAUUGCGUGGCUGCUGAGGAGAUUCAUAGCGAUACGAUUGGGAAUAGUUACUUGGGUGAUUUUUGCAUUUGUGGAGCGCCGUCAGCUGAUUGUUCGCCGACUAUUGCGAAUGAUUCAUGGUAGGGGUGGAUUUUUGAGAAAAUUUUUUUUUCAAUUUAAAAUUCACUGUUUCAAAAAUUGUUCAUAUUUUUCCUAGAAACUGGAAUCACAAUCUUCUCUUUGAUCUUUUCUACAAAAUUUCAGAUUGACUUAAGAUUUUCAGUCAAAUUUGAACAACCCAGAGUUCUGAAGUAACAAAAUGUUUUCUUAAAAUUUUUCAGAGAAACCUGGUGGAACACUUCGUCAAUUUUUUUUUUCAUUCGAAAUUUCACUGUUUCAAAAAUAGUUCAUAUUUUUCCUAGAAACUAGAAUCGCAAUUUUGACAUCAUACAAUUGAAAAAAAUUCUAGAAUGACACCCAGACUUCUCAAGUAUCACCUGAACAUUUACAGAAAAAUUCAACAUUUUUUUUGAAAAACAAAAUUUUUUCUCAAAAUUUUACAGAAAAACUUUCUGAAUAAUUUUCGAUUUAAAAUUCACUGUUUCAAAAAUUGUUCAUAUUUUUCCUAGAAACUAGAAUCGCAAUUUUGACGUCAUACAAUUAAAAAAAAUUCUAGAAUGACACCCAGACCUCUCAAGUAUCACAUGAACAUUUACAGAAAAAUUCAACAUUUUUUUUUGAAAAACAAAAUUAUUUCUUAACAUUUUUCAGAAAAAAAUUCACUGUUUCAAAAAUUGUUCAUAUUUUUCCUAUAAACUAGAAUCGCAAUUUUCUUUUUUCAAAAUUUCGAAAAAAAAUUCUAGAAUGACAUCCCCAGACUUCUCAAAUGUCACCUGAUCAUUUACAGAAAAAUGCAACUUUUUUUGAGAAUAAAAUGUUUUCAGCGAAACUUUCUGAAUAAUUUUUAAUUUAAAAUUCACUGUUUCAAAAAUUGUUCAUAUUUUUCCUAGAAACUGGAAUCGCAAUUUGUACUUCACAAAGUUAAGAAAAAAAUUCUAGAAUGACAUCCCCAGACUUCUCAAAUAUCACCUGAACAUUUACAGAAAAAUCAACAUUUUUUUGAGAAUAAAAUUUCCCAGAUAAUUUUCACUGUUUCAAAACUGUUCAUAUCUUUUUCAAACAUUAUUCCAAAAUCAUUUCAGAAUGGUCCCCCGAACAAUCACAGAAAAAUAAUUUAUCAAAAAAAAAAUUCCAGCAUCAGUAAUCAACCAUGGUGGCACCAGGAUAACCCAUCCUCCUCAACAUCUACAACCCCAACAACAAUAGUGACCACAUCUAGACCAAGUACCACAACUAAACCCAGCCUCACGACAGAAUCAACUAGCACCUCCACUUCUAGAUCUACGCCCAGAUCAACUAGCACAUCCACUUCUAGAUCUACGCCUAGUUCAACUAGCACAACCUCCCAAACAUCCACCUCUACCACCAGCAUGACGUCACCAACCACAAGCACAUUAAGCUCCACAACAAAAAUUUCUACUACAGUGACGACUACACAAUCUACUCCACUACCAACAACGUAAGUUAGGCUAACUCAAGGAUUAUCAGAGGUAUUAGAGGAAAAUAAAUUAUAGAACGCAGACAACUUCAACAAACUUCCCACCGUCACCAACUUCAACGCCAACGCUGAAAAAUUUGAGUGAUGUUAGUAGCAUUCACGCGUGAAAAUUUUUUUUGAAAAAAAAUUGUUUAGAGCGGUGUUGGGAUCAAUAACGUGUCAACGAUAUUAAAUGAGACGCUGGUUUACUCGAAAAUGGGGCCAAAUUUGAAUUCGACACAGGUUUUUGAGAUCUCGACAAUUUUGUAUAAUAGUUGUAAUGUGCCGGGAUUGACGGUUAAUGUGAGUUGAAAAAUUUACUGUUUCAAAAAUUGGAUUUCCAAAAUUUGAAACAGAAUAAUUAGUUUGGAGACAGUAACCAUACAUAGAGUUUGAAAAAAAUUCCGAAAAAAUUCACUGUUUCAAAAAUUCCAUAACUUAAAACCUUAAUUAAUCGUCAAUAAUUUAGAAUAAUUUGUUUUUGGAAAAAUAAAUCCACGUGGCAAAAUACUCAAAUCUUAGGUUAGGAUGAAAAUUAAUACAAAAAACCCGCAAUCAAGACUAUAAAGCCUAGUUGUCAAGCAGCCGAGCCUAGGGAACCCGAGUGUAUAGGGACCGCGCCUAGAGAAUCACUAUGACAAGGAGCCGCUUCUAGAAAAUCUAGUUAUCAAGCAGCCGAGCCUUGUGAACAUAGCUGUCAAGGAUUCGAGCCUAGAAAACCACUAUGACAAGGAGCCGCGCCUUUAGAGCUUUUAUGUAAAGCAGACAAGCCUAGAGAAUCUACUUAUCAAGGAGCUGAGUCUAGAAAAUCUAGUUGUCAAGCAACCCAGCCUAGAGAACAUGGCUGUCAAGGAGUCGAGCCUGGAAAAUCACUGCGGCAAGGAUCUCCACCUUCAGAGCUUUUAUGCCAACCCUGCCUAAUUUUAAUUUUUUUUCAAAAAAAUUCACUGUUUCAAAAAUGUCUUAACUAAAAUCCCUAAAUUUGCAAAAGUAAUCAUAUUUUUGUACUAAACUGGGGAAAAAAAGCCGAUGAUUUUUUAGUUAAGAAAAUUAAAAUCCACCAAAAAAAAUUCCUCCAGAACUCCCUCCAAAUCCUCCAAAACCUCGACAACAUUCUCAACGUCAACGAGGAGACUUUCUAUCAAAGUGGAACUAGUUCAUCUCAACUUCUAUCGAUGUUACCAUCAAUGGUUCAUAAUACGGAAAAUCAUCGGAUCGAUUAUCUAGAGGGGUUGAAUCUAGGCUUCACUGCGAAAAAAGUGGAUUGCACGGUGAGUUAGGAAUUUUGUAUCUCUGAAUCUGAAUCUAGAUCUAGAACUCUUUAGAAUCUAGACCACGACGAUGGAAUUCUCGAUCUCGGAACCCGCUUCGAACUUCUAAAUUCCUCUUCAAAAAUCUCAGAAACACAUCAAAAUUCAAUAGUCAUCCCAUUAUCAGAUCUAUGUGGAACUCAAGACUGUGAGUUUCAGAUUUUUUGGCUGAAAAUCUCUAGAUUGUUUACAGUGACUCAUGUGUUUUUCACAAUUUAUCGACAAAAAAGUUUGUUUGUCGGGCAGCAACAAUACAAUAUUUAUAAUGGAAAAUCGACGCCGCUUGGGAAACAAACAAUGAUUUUGAAUGGGAAAAAUGGAAUGGGGAAUCGGGUUCGGAGAGAUGCCGAAAAUCAGACGCGUGAGGUUUUUUUGGGAGGAAAUUUUAGAAACUAAAAAAUCUAGAGAGGCCACAGGAAAUCUAGAAAUUUUGAAACAGUAAAUUUUUAACGUUAUACAGACGAUAUACUGAAUUUCAGAAGAAAAGUGAAAUAUUCCUAAAAGUUUUGAAACAGUAAAUUUUUCCAAAUUUUUGAAAAUUAUAUUUUUUUGACAGAAGCUAUAAUAGAGUUACUGAAUUUCAGGAGAGAUCUGGAAUAUUCAUAGAAAAUUUGAACCAGUUAAUUUUUCUAGAGAAGUUUUGGUGAUUUUUAAUUGUUUACCCCUUACAUCACUAGCAAAAAAUCUAGAAAAACUAUAACUUUCUAAAAUUUUUGAAACAGUGAAUUUUUCCAUAAUUUUGAAAAAUUAUAUUUUUAAAUAGAAGUCAUUGAAGUACUGUUACCGCAAAAAAAAAAAUGAAAUAUUCAUAGAAAUUUUGAAACAGUGAGUUUUUCUAGAAACGUUUUGAUGAAUUUGAAUUUUUGAUCUAUUCAAGCAGCAGCAAAAAUUCGAGGAAAAACUACAUUUUGUAGAGAUUUUUCAAUAGCAAAAACACCUAGGAAAACUAUAAUUUUCUAUAAUUUUUGAAACAGAGAAUUUUUCCCUUAUUUUUGAAUAUUAUAUUUUUGGUGGAACAAAAAUUAUAGAACUACUGAAUUUCAGGAGAGAACUGAAAUAUUCAUAGAAAAUUUGAAACAGUGAAUUUUUCAAAAGAAUUUCUGAAGAAUCUGAAUUUUUUAACCCAUUUAAUGACAAAAAAUCUAGAAAAUCUAUAAUUUUCUAGAAUUUUCGAAACAGUGAAUUUUUUCCCAUAGUUCUGAAAAUUAUAUUUUUUUUGGCAGAAGAUUUAGAAUUACUUAAUUUCAGGAGAGAAAAAAUUCACGGAAAUUUUGAAACAGUCAAUUUUUCUAGAAAAUUUUUCAUGAAUUUGAAUUUUUGACCCAUUCAAACAGCAGUAGAAGUUCAAGCAGCAGCAAAAAUUAGAGGAAAAACUAUGAAUUUCAAGAAUUUUUGAAACAGUGAAUUUUUUGGAAAUUAUAUUUUAGAUGGAUACGAAUAAAUUGAUACUGAAAUUCAAAAGAAAAAUGAAAUAUUCAUAGAAAAUUUGAAACAGUGAAUUUUUCAAAAGAAUUUCUGAAGAACCUGAAUUUUUAAACCCAUUUAAUAACAAAAAAUCUAGAAAAUCUAUAAUUUUCUAUAAUUUUUGAAACAGAGAAUUUUUCCCUUAUUUUUGAAUAUUAUAUUUUUGGUGGAACAAAAAUUAUAGAACUACUGAAUUUCAGGAGAGACCUGAAAUAGUCAUAAAAAUUUUGAAACAGUGAAUUUUUCAAGAGAAUUUCUGAUAUAUGUGAAUUUCUAGCUAUAUCGAAAAUUCGAGAAAAAAACUAUAAUUUGCAAGAAUUUUUGAAACAGUGAAAAUUUUUCAAAAUAAUAUUUUUUGACAGAAACUUUAGUAUGAUUUAUGACUGAAGUUCGGAAAAAAAAAUGAAAUAUUCAUAGAAAUUUUGAAACAGUGAAUUUUUCAAGAGAAUUUCUGAUAAAUUUGAAUUUUAUAAAAAAAUUUUUUUAUACAUAGUGACAGCAAAAACUCCAAGUAAACUAUAAUUUUCAACUAUUUUUGAAACAGUGAAUUUUUUUGUCCGAGUCGAAAUUCUAAAAUUCACAAGCUUAUGUUAGUCUCAUUCAGCAACCUAUAGCAAAAUUAAAAGUUAGCCCAACUCAUUCAUAUUUCCAGAAACCCCCGCACCAUCCGCCUGCUCUCGCCAAACCUCUCUCAUCAAUUCCCCCGUCCUAAGCGCCACAAUUCUCAACAACGGCGUCACUCUCAAAACCACCACCAGCCAAGCAACAAUGGCGGUUCUCAAAUUCAACACCACCGGAAUCCAAAAACCGCUGCACGGUCAACUGAAAGUGACUUGGUGGGAUACCGGUCGACAACUAUGGGCAACUGAUAGACAGUGCACUAUAAUAUCAGAUGAGAACGGGAUAGUUACGGCAAAUUGUUUGCAUUUGACGGAUUUUGCGAUUAUUGUGGAUGCGGCGUUGAAUGAUCCGAAUGUUUGUGAUACGGCGCUGAUUGAUUUGGGAUAUGUUGUGAAUGGAUUUUCGAUUGUUGCCUUGAUCUUUUUGUCGGUUUAUAGUAUUUCGACCUAG